AUGGCUUCUUCAAGUUCACACGCUUACAACAAGAACUACGAGUAUGAUGUGCUUCUUAGCUUCAGUGGUGAAGACACUCGCAAGACCUUUGUUGAUCAUCUUUAUGAUGCUCUUGAUCGACAUGGUAUUUGCACCUUCAAGGGCGAUGAGAAACUCCAGAAAGGAAAAGAGAUAAAUGGUGAGCUCUUACAAUCUAUUCAAGACUCCAGAUGCUACAUAGUUGUGUUCUCCAAACGCUACGCAUCUUCAUCAUGGUGCUUAAACGAGCUUUUGAAGAUCAUGGAGUGUCACAAGACGAACGGGCAGACGGCUUUCCCCGUGUUCUACGAUGUGGAUCCCUCUGAAGUACGAAAACAAACUGGAGCAGUUGGGGAUGCCCUUGCCAUACAUAGGAACAUGAAUGAAUCAGAGGUUGGAAGAUGGAGAGAUGCUCUUAAAGAAGCAGCCAAUUUGUCUGGUUGGGAUGUCAAGAAGACUGCUAAUGGGUAA
Helianthus annuus (common sunflower) is the source of this 489-nucleotide messenger RNA. RefSeq names its product disease resistance protein RUN1-like. The transcript has a single exon. The record is from RefSeq and is a predicted model, not a curated record. Gene Ontology annotation, biological process: signal transduction. The coding region runs from base 1 to 489 and encodes 162 amino acids. Lineage: Eukaryota; Viridiplantae; Streptophyta; Magnoliopsida; Asterales; Asteraceae.